Lachancea thermotolerans CBS 6340 is the source of this 747-nucleotide messenger RNA. Its product is annotated as KLTH0A08008p. The transcript has a single exon. The coding region runs from base 1 to 747 and encodes 248 amino acids. Lineage: Eukaryota; Fungi; Ascomycota; Saccharomycetes; Saccharomycetales; Saccharomycetaceae. The record is from RefSeq and is a predicted model, not a curated record.
AUGUCUUUGGUAGGAAAAGUUGCUCUAAUUACCGGUGGUACCAAAAACCUAGGCAGGCUCACUGCAAUUGAGCUAGCUUCUAAGCAUAAGGCAAACCUGUUUCUACACUACAAUUCAACCCAAGGGGAUGAAAAAAAACUCGCAAAUGAACUCUCGAGUAAGUAUAACGUAAAGGUCGAGCUUUACCAAGGUAAUUUGGGGUCAGCAAGAAAUGUUGAAAAGUUGUUUGAAGCUGCAAAGGCCAAAUUUGGCUCAAUUGACAUCGCCAUUAACAACGUAGGUAAGGUUCUUAAAAAGCCUAUGGUAGAAGUGACAGAGGAAGAAUUUGACGAAAUGGACCUUGUCAAUAACAAAAUAGCAUUUUUCUUUAUUGCUCAAGCUACCAAGCAUGUCAGCUCUGGAGGUAGCAUCAUAUCUUUGGUAACAUCCUUACUGGCCGCGUAUACACCAUUUUACGCUGUGUAUCAGGGAACAAAGAGCGCCGUCGAGUUUUACACAAAAAGCGCGUCAAAAGAGCUUAUUGGAAAACGUGUUUCAGUUAACUGUAUUGCUCCAGGUCCCAUGGACACUCCUUUCUUUUACGCUCAAGAACAGCCUGAGGCAGUGGAAUUUUAUAAAUCAGUUUCAUUUGACAAUAGGUUAACGAAGAUUGAAGACAUUGCACCAAUUGUGGGGUUUUUAGCCACGAGUGGUAGUUGGAUGACUGGCCAAACACUGUAUGCCUCGGGUGGUAUGACUGCCCGUUGA